Molecule: messenger RNA, 678 nt
Organism: Mesorhabditis spiculigera
Lineage: Eukaryota; Metazoa; Nematoda; Chromadorea; Rhabditida; Rhabditidae
Source: the annotation of a GenBank genome assembly
AUGAUAACCGAACGCUUCGUCUUCCCGGAGGAGAAAAUCAUUCUGGUCUCUAUGGAUCUUGUCGAGGGGAAGGACCUCAGUUUCUUCCGCGUCUAUAGUGGCGGCUUCACCGUCGAGUGCCUGAUUGCCAUUUUUCGUCAGGUCGCUAAAGGCUUGCACUGGAUGCACCACAACAAUAUUGUCCACCUUGAUUUGAAGCCGGAGAACAUCAUGCUGGAGGAGAACGGGAGCACAAAAAUCUGUGACACGGGGCUCGCCGCUUGGUGUCGCCCAGGUCAGCGUCUCACCCGCCAUUGCGGCACGACGCCAUUCAUGGCGCCUGAACACUUCGCGGGGAACUACAACGGCCCGUCAGCUGAUGUUUGGGGGUUUGGUGCGACGGUUUACUCGUUGGUCACUUCUAAAGUUCUCUGCGAGGAACCUGUCAGAUCGGACCCCCACUUCUACAGGGCCUACUAUCGACAGGAAUUGCCGCUUGUUCAUGACCUGGCUAUACGAGAAUUUCUGCAAGACAUUUUCCUCCCGGAAGCUACAAGAUCGACGCUGUCCGACGUCAUCACAUCAAGCUGGAUGACUACGAGACUCUCGAGGCAGCCUCAGUUCCCGAUUCGGCCUGCCACGCCACUGCCAGAUGAUGCUUAUUCCUCGUCUUCGCAUAUGUAUGAUACUACGUCAGAA